GAUGGUUUCAAGGAUGCGAAAUUUCCUGGCAUCAAACAUCCCCAUUUUAUUGACGGAUUGUACGUCAGGUACGAGGGGUAAUCAUUGCGAGACUCGGGAAUUCCUACCCAUGACGUAAUGCACUAUUCUCUCCUGCGCCAAGGUUCGGAUUUCCAAACUUACCUUUUUGGGUGCGACAUACGAAGUCUUACUUACGAACUGCCACUUACGAACUCUGACGUACACAUCCGGGCCGCGCUUUAUCCGCGGCAUCAGUUCACCACCGUGAAUUUCUAUGAUUUAAAAGGGCACCCUUAGCCUCAAUUGUUUGGCAACCCCACCCUUCAACCAAAAUGUCCAAGAUCCCAUUGGUUGUGCGCAAAGACAUCAAAGAUGCCGAGGCUGUCAAUGCUGAACACUUGCUGAAGAUAAAUGCUACCCUUGGUACCAAUUGGGCUUUGGAAAUUGAUUAUGCUGCUUUCUACGAACAAAUCAAGGACACCCACCCAGACUAUGCACCACAAGUGGGAAGUGUUUCCACUUGGUACAUGGCCAGCUUGGCUCAGGCUAUUUCGAGCUUUGUCCAGAAGGACGACAUGUACAAAGAUGCGUUAGUGGAAGAAGUUUCUGCCAAUGCCAUCAAGGCGUUCAAGGUGGUUCCUCAAAACACUUACGAUUCUACUGUUCAUAACAAAAUUGCCUUUGAAGAUGGGAAGUUGGUCAUUAUUGUUCCAGAAAACCUGAUUGCUGUCAAUAUCGAUGAUCUCGGUAAUACUUUGGAAGAGAGCCUUUAGAUAGUCUGAAGUAGAAGUGAAUAUACUAUGUGAUUUUGACAAAACUUUUUUUUGAAUGCAAAAUGUUAUUUUUUUUGUAUUGUUCUCAAUAUUUCGUAUUUUCAGUAGUUGAUUGUUGAACCAAUCUUUUGUAUCUAUUGCAUCUAAAUGGAACUAGACUAUUCUUACAUUCCUUUAAACUGUUUUUGAAAUGAAGUAUCUACACCGGU
Messenger RNA from Suhomyces tanzawaensis NRRL Y-17324, 982 nucleotides. RefSeq lists its product as uncharacterized. The record is from RefSeq and is a predicted model, not a curated record. The coding region runs from base 333 to 773 and encodes 146 amino acids. The transcript has a single exon. Lineage: Eukaryota; Fungi; Ascomycota; Pichiomycetes; Serinales; Debaryomycetaceae.